AUGCCUCCCAAGAGACCAGUUCUUGAAAAUCUACGGAUAGAUCCUCCAGAGAAAACGGUAUCGAUUACAGACACAUUAACCUUAGUUGUAAAGGGUGAUGGGGGUCUUGAAAUGCGUGUGAAAGAAAGUUUUAUGGCUUCUGGUCCAGCGUUUCCGGCGCAGGCCGCAAAACAAAAGGAUGACAAAAAUGAUGUGAGUAUGGAAAAGAUAAGGUUUGAGGAUCUGCGUACGUGCCAGGAGUUGGGAAAGGGGUCUCAGGGAAGGGUCAGACUUGCUCGACAUCUUCCCACCGGAAAAAGGUAUGCAGUGAAAUAUAUUAGGUUGGAAGAGGACACAGAUGGUAUGCGUCAAGCCCUUG
Molecule: messenger RNA, 358 nt
Organism: Trypanosoma cruzi
Lineage: Eukaryota; Euglenozoa; Kinetoplastea; Trypanosomatida; Trypanosomatidae
Product: protein kinase, putative
Exons: 1
Biological process (GO): protein phosphorylation
Molecular function (GO): ATP binding; protein kinase activity
Source: RefSeq, a predicted model, not a curated record